Messenger RNA from Scleropages formosus (Asian bonytongue), 2724 nucleotides. RefSeq names its product Rho GTPase activating protein 36 (gene arhgap36). The record is from RefSeq and is a predicted model, not a curated record. NCBI's taxonomy places the organism in Eukaryota, Metazoa, Chordata, Actinopteri, Osteoglossiformes, Osteoglossidae. The coding region runs from base 189 to 1964 and encodes 591 amino acids. Gene Ontology annotation, biological process: signal transduction. The transcript is spliced from 12 exons.
GUGCGUGUGUGUUUGUGGCGAGAGAGAGAGAGCGAGACAGAGAGAGAGCGCCUGGGUGCAGUCGGCAGGAAGCAGCCACAGCGCUGAUCGCUGCUCUUCAAUCAACUCACUUUCCUCUGCAGUUUACGGACCUAAUCUUGGCGGUGUGUAUCGCACGUUCAUCAAGGGGUGACCACACCUGGACCACCAUGCUGGGCCAGAGCGUGGGGCUGCAGCCCGUGCCCAUCCAGAGUCUGUCGGAGCUGGAGCGAGCCCGUCUGCAGGAGGUCGCCCUUUACCAUCUGGAAGAGCGCAACCUCAACUUCAGCAUCAGCAUUCCCAGAGAGACCCGCAAGAGGAGGAAGUCCCUCCGAAGGAAGCUUGACUCUUUCUCCAAGGAGAAGAAAGAGCGAGAGACGGCCCCCAAGGCGUUCGGCAUCCCCCUGUCCCAGGUCAUCGCCAACGACCGGGCUCACAAGCAGCAGCAGGAUGCGCUGAGGGAGAGUCGCCGCGACUGCCUGGACUUGGAGGCCAGCGUGCUUUACUUUCGGGCCGAGAAGCAACAGCAGUACAAGGGCUCCUCUGGGAUGGCCUCCUGCCGGGAGCUCCACAGCAAGCCUCUCCCGCGCACCUUCCUGGACAGCACCCUCAGGACUCAUAGAAGGGGAGGCCUGUCUGUGGACUCUAUCUCGGACUUGGUGGAGAGCCAGUCGCGGCUGCUGGAGGCCCUCCAGCUGUCGCAUCCCAACGAGCUGGACCUGAAGAAGUCGACGAGCCACGUGCAGGCCAAGCUCAGCCUGAACCCCAUCUACCGGCAGGUCCCUCGCGUUGUGGAGCGCUGCUGCCGUCACAUUCAGACCUACGGUCUACAGACACUAGGAAUAUUUCGUGUGGGGAGUUCCAAGAAAAGAGUCAGGCAGCUGAGGGACGACUUUGACCAGGGAGCCGAUGUCCUCUUGGACGAGGAACACAGCGUCCACGACGUUGCUGCGCUGCUGAAGGAGUUCCUGAGGGACAUGCCCGAUCCCUUGCUGCCACGCGAGCUCUACUUCGCCUUCCUGCAUACCACUGCGCUGAAGGAGGCCGAGCAGCUGCCCUACCUGCAGCUCCUGCUCUACCUGCUGCCGCCCUGCAACUGCGACACGCUGUUACAGCUGCUGGAGCUGCUGUUCACUGUGCAGAAUCACGCCGAGGACGCACUCGGCCCAGAUGGCCAGGAGGUGUCGGGGAACAAAAUGACAGCGGCGAAUCUGGCGGUGAUCUUCGGGCCCAACCUGCUGCAGCGUGAGCGGGGCUUUGAGAGAGACGCCAGUCCCCAAGCGCUGGACAUUGAAGACAGCGCCGCCGUCAUUGCUGUGACCCAACAGCUCAUCCAGAACUACAAACGCCUCUUCAUGGUGUCUGCAGAGAUCCAGCAGGAGGUGCUGAUGAGCCUCAUACAAACUGACCCUGAUGUCAUUGACUACUUGUUACGCAGGAAGCUCAGUGGCAGAAACUUGUCCGUGGAAGCAGAUUCUGAUUCCAGCAAGCGGGACCCCGAGGUGUCGCUGGACUCAAGAGGGCCGUCCAGCGAGGACCUGUCAGCGGUGGAGACCUCCUCUCUGGACUUCUCCAAGGUGCACAGGGAGAGCAGCCUGAGCAGUGAGGUGUUCCUCAGCGUUCUGUGCCUGGGCCAGAGCAGGAAACGCUCCUCGGGGGACCCUGGAUCAUCUAACAUAGGCCAGAUGAGGCACUUUCACUCCCACCACAAUCUCUUGAGCUUGACCCAGGACCCAGCAACCGCCGAUGGACAUGCGGGGGAGGCAAGCCCCGCCCCUGCCAGCCCCCAGCAGGACAGUCCUGAGGAUAGUGUGUGGGUGAGGCAGAAAGCCCCUGUCCCCAUCCCCAUCCACACCACCACCACCACCCAGGGGGGCGUUUCUCAGCCCUUAAACUUCUGGGACUUCUUCACCGGGAAGGUCUCUGGGUCAGAGACUGUCGUAUGACCACUCCACCGGUAUGUAGAGGCAGGGAUUCAGCCUGCUUCACCUACACAGAUACACACAUUAGACACAUACAGUGUGGAGGUGCUGUUACAUGCAAAAUAGGUAGCUGCUUUAGAAGAUCUCCGCUAUCAGGGUUUGAUGAUGGCUGAGUGUACAGAGGGCAGUCGGACUGUGGCUGGAGUUUGUGUCACGGGUGAGAGACAACAUUUGGCACGAGCUGCUGCGAGCUUUCCAGUUUUUUCACCCUUCCGAUGUUUCCGUCUCUACCAGAUGCUGUAGCUCACACUGAGAACUACACGGUGCAAGUGCAGCUCGAGGGUUUUUGUACACACAAAGUCAAGGGGUUUCCCCGCUGACUUUUUUUUUACAGCACGUAAUGUGACGUAUAGUGCUGGCGCUUCACAGCUCCUGGGUUUGAAUCCGGCUCAGUCUGUUGCCCAUAACGUGUGUAUGUUUGAGUGAAUGCGGAUGUGAUUUAUUGCAUAGCAACAGACUGAUGCCCUGUACAGGGUAUACCUUGCCUCAUGCUUCCUGUGUCCAGUAUAGGCUCUGGAUCACUACAACCUUGCAUUGCAAGAGGUUAUGGAUAAUGUAUGGAUGGGUGCAAGUUAGGUGAGUUGGUGCAGCGCAGAGUAACCGAGCACCUACGUUGUAUUGUAUAAAUUAUUAUUGAGUGGCACGGUGAGUAAAGCACAACCUGGGUGGUGCGGGAGGACAUUGGUUCGAUCCCCACUCAGUCUGUGUGGAGUUUGCAUGUUCU